AUGGAACAACUCCCAGAUCUCCCCCCAACAACCCGCCUCUCCCCCCUCGUCCUCCGCAUCCUCGGCGGCAACCCCAGCAAAUUCACCCUCCAAGGCACAAACUGCUACCUCAUCGGCUCCGGGCCCAAACGCAUCUUACUAGACACCGGCGAAGGCAAACCCGUCUUCGCGUCUUCCCUUCGCCAAGCGCUCAAGGAUGAGAACGCGACGAUCGAGAAGGUGUUGCUGAGCCAUUGGCAUCCGGACCAUGUAGGCGGGGUGAGCGAUGUCCUCGCCUUGCCUGGAUGUGAAGGGGCGGAGGUGUUGAAGCACCAGCCGACGGCGAGGCAAGAGGCGGUUGCUGAUGGGGAGGUAAUUGCCUAUGAACCUCCACCUGGGCAGAUUGAGAUUGACGACGGCCAGGUUAUUCGGACUGAAGGCGCUACGUUGCGUGCUCUGCAUUGCCCGGGACAUACUGUGGAUCACAUGGCUUUUAUCCUGCAGGAGGAAGACGCCAUGUUCACCGGCGACAACGUGCUCGGGCACGGGACGGCUGUGUUUGAGGAUCUGGGCGCUUACAUGUCUUCAUUAGAACUCAUGGAGAAGCAAUUCGCCGGCCGCGCGUAUCCAGGGCAUGGAGACGUGAUCUCAGACGGCAAAGGGAAGGUAGGGGAGUAUAUCCGGCAUCGACGGCAGAGGGAAGGGGAGGUGGUGGAUGUGCUUGGGACGAAGCGGGAGGAUGGGCACGAGGGAUGGACCAGCAUGGAGAUUGUGAAGGUGGUGUAUCGGCAGUAUCCGGAGCAUUUGCAUGGGCCGGCGGAGGGGGGUGUGGUUCAGGUGUUGCGGAAGUUGGAGGGGGAGGGGGGAGGAGGGGAGGUGGUGUUUGACGGAGAAGGCGGCGCUGUGAAAAUUUUGGACAUGAGGAAUUGUAUGAAAGAUGCCAUUUGUACGUACUCAACCAAUUACGCCGAUGCCAGAUGA
Molecule: messenger RNA, 960 nt
Organism: Saxophila tyrrhenica
Lineage: Eukaryota; Fungi; Ascomycota; Dothideomycetes; Mycosphaerellales; Extremaceae
Exons: 2
Coding region: 1-960 (319 amino acids)
Biological process (GO): secondary metabolite biosynthetic process
Source: RefSeq, a predicted model, not a curated record